GACAUUUGAGCUUGACAUUGUUCAAUGUCAGGUUUGUUGCACAAGUUAAUUUGUUUGCUUCUCGACGACGGGCUUUUAGCUUCUGGCCCGGCUUGAUUAACCGUCUAGUUUGUGUUUUAUGUCUAUUUUAACACGGUCCUUCCAUCUGCUGUCCAGAAUGUCCAAGUACAGUGGUAAGAAUCUGGCUUCCCUUUCACCGGCCGAGAUAAAACAAUGGAUCGAUUCGUUCGACACGGUGCUCACGGAUUGCGAUGGUGUGAUUUGGGUGGACAACAAUCCGUUGCCCGGUGCGCCGGAUGUGAUUAAUCGAUUCAUCGCGAACGGCAAGAAGCUGUUCUUCGUGACCAACAAUUCCACAAAAACACGACCCGAAUUCGUGGAGAAAGCCGUAAAGUUAGGUUUUAACGUCACUAUCGAUAACAUAAUUUCCACGGCAUACCUAGCCGCACAGUACCUGAAGAAUGUGGGAUUCUCGAAAACCGUGUACGUUAUCGGCUCGACGGGAAUCACCAAAGAGCUGGACGCGGUCGGUAUACGGCACAUUGGCAUCGGUCCCGAUACGCUCCAGGGCACGCUGGCCGACACGGUUGCCAGUUUUGUGCCGGACCCGGACGUCGGUGCGGUUAUUGUUGGGUUCGAUGAGCAUUUUAGCUUCGUGAAGAUGAUGAAGGCUGCGUCGUACCUUAACAAUCCGGACGUUAUCUUCAUCGGCACGAACACGGAUGAACGGUUCCCGAUGCCGGACCGGGUUAUCCCCGGUACGGGCAGUAUUGUGAAGGCCGUGGUAACAUGCGCGGAACGGGAUCCGAUCGUAAUGGGUAAACCCAAUCCACACAUUUGUGAGAUCAUCCGCAAGGAGUACGAUGUGGAUCCGGCACGAACGCUCAUGAUUGGUGACCGGUGCAAUACGGACAUUUUGCUCGGAACGAAUUGCGACUUUCAGACGCUGCUGGUCGAAACGGGUAUACAUAAUGCGGCGGACAUCGAAAGAUAUGCGGUGUCCGGUGAUCCGGAGCUGAAGGCACAAGUGCCGGACGUGUAUCUUGCAAAGUUGGGAGAUUUGCUGCCGUAUUUGUAAGUGGCUUUUUGUUUCAGCUAAGCUAAGCUUAAAGUAGGCGAAACCAUUGUCGGACGAUGGUUUCGCGAAAGUGCUCUGUUAAAGCGCUACCUCAAUAAGUGUGCUUGGUGAGUUUUGUUUUGAGCAAAUGCUCCAAUAAAAAGACAUUACACCAUUUGAUGGUAUGGAAUAAUAAA
Molecule: messenger RNA, 1254 nt
Organism: Anopheles stephensi (Asian malaria mosquito)
Lineage: Eukaryota; Metazoa; Arthropoda; Insecta; Diptera; Culicidae
Product: glycerol-3-phosphate phosphatase-like
Exons: 3
Coding region: 119-1078 (319 amino acids)
Cellular component (GO): cytoplasm
Molecular function (GO): phosphatase activity
Source: RefSeq, a predicted model, not a curated record